UAAAAAAAAGCCGAAAUUUUUACUCUAGAGGUGAAGUUUCUAUCAGCGGGCACUCCCUCGGCUUCUGUACUGAUGAAUUUCGCUGCCCGUUCUGGUUUCCGAGUUGUAAUCUGAAUUCACUCAAGGGGAGUUAUUUCCAGUCGAGCUAAUUCUGAAGCUCCUUUUAACAUUCAAGUUUGAGGAAAAUGAGCAAGAAUAAGAAGAACCCUCUUGUAUUUUUGGAUGUAUCAAUUGAUGGGGAUCCUGUGGAGAGAAUUGUCAUUGAGCUUUUUGCAGAUGUUGUUCCCAAAACAUCAGAAAACUUUCGGGCGCUCUGUACAGGUGAGAUGGGCAUGGGAAAAUCUACUGGGAAACCUCUGCACUACAAAGGAUCGUUUUUCCACCGAAUAAUUAAAGGAUUCAUGGCCCAGGGUGGUGAUUUUUCAAAAGGAAAUGGCACUGGUGGAGAAAGUGUUUAUGGAGGGAAAUUUACAGAUGAGAAUUUUGUGUUGAAGCAUGAUGGACCUGGUGUUCUCUCUAUGGCAAAUGGUGGUCCAAACACAAAUGGUUCACAGUUCUUUAUCACAUUCAAGCGCCAACCCCAUCUUGAUGGAAAGCAUGUGGUUUUUGGAAAGGUUGUGAAGGGAGUGGAUGUUCUGAAGAAAAUUGAACAGGUGGGAACGGGUGAUGGGAAAUCUACACGCCCUGUAAAAAUUGUAGAUUGUGGUGAAACCUCUGAAAGUAAAAUGCAGGUUCCAGUUGAGAAAGAUGCAGGGAAGAAGAAGAAGAAAUUGGGAAAGCUUCCUUCUUCUGAGGAUAGUUCUGAUGGACAAGUUAAAGGAAGACUAAAAAAGUCCAUGAAGGAUGAAAGAAAGAAAAGAAAACGGAGACAUUCCUCCUCUGAUUCAUACAGCUCAGAUUCUUUUUCUUCAGAUUCUGAUUCAGAUUCAUAUUCAGAAUCAGAUUUGGAUUCCUCCACAGAUGAUUCAUCCAGUGAUGGGAGACAUAGGAAGAGAAGAUCAGUGAGAAAAUACAAGAGCAAAAUAAAGGAUGGGAGAAGGGGUAGGAAGAGAAGCCAGCGUGGAAAACGAUCAAAGCACAAGUCCAAAUGGUACUCGGAGACCUCAAGUGACACAGAAUCUGAGAGCUCUAGCAGCAGCUCUGAUGAUGACAAAGCUGAUCCUCGUGAAUCUGCUCGUAAAAACAAUGCCUCAAGUCAGGCCAAAACGAAGUCACCACGGAGGAAUAUCGAUGCAGGGAGAAAAUCUCCAACCCAUUUGUUGGAAAAAGAAUCUGAUACAGGACGACAGAGUAAUCAUGAGCUCAAGAUUGUUGAGCACAACACAUCACAUGAAGAAGGUGAAUUGUAUCCAAAAGAUCUUGAGCAUCUACGCAGUGGUCAUCGCAUGGAAUCUAAAUAUGAAUCAGCUGAUAAUCAGCAUUCCUACUCAGAUGCAUCAGGAAAAUCCAGGAGUGUGACUCCAGUCCCCAGGAGAAGGGCAGGCAACAAUAGGAGUGGUUUAAGAUUGAGAUCUGAAAGAACUGACAGAAGUCCAAUAAUCAGAAGUAAAAGUAGAAGUCCUGCUAGGAAGCCUGCCAGGAUCAAUGGGGGAAAUUCUUCUAAGCGCACAUUGAGUAGUCCUCCCAGCAAAGCCCCUGAAACUUCUGCCUCUAACCAUGGACAGAGAGUGUCACAAAGCCCUUCACCUUUUGGUGCUGCGAAGCGCAUAAGAAAGGGACGUGGCUUCACUGAACGAUAUUCCUUUGCACGCAAGUAUCGCACCCCUUCUCCUGAGCAUUCGCCUCGCAGGGCAUAUCAUUAUGGUGGAAACCAUGAUAGGUAUUCAAGCUAUAGAAGUUAUCCUGAGCACUCACCACGUAGGCGCUAUAGAAGUCCACUGAGGGGUCGUAGCCCUCCCAGAUAUGGGAGUAGAAGAAGUCGAAGUAGGAGCAUUUCUCGCAGUCGUCGGGGACAUCAUGACCGCUACAUGGACCGCAUUCGGAGCCGGAGUCCAAUACGCAGUCGUAGUCCUGGGGAUAAGCAACCUGCUGUUAGUGAGGCAUUAAAAUCUCGUCUUGGUUCCCGAGUGGAUAAUCAGCGCUCACAAAACAAAGAUGGGUUGAGGUCCAGGUCCAGGUCCAGGUCCAAAAGUCGUGAGUCCUCACGAUCUAGAUCCCCUGAUUCUGCACCUCCAAAGCGUAGUGGCAGGGCAGCUUCUGCGUCGUACAGCACAUCAAGAUCGAGCUCACCAUCUGGAAAGCAAGAUUUAGUCGCCUAUGGAGACGUCUCCCCUGAUGUUGGAACCGAGUAGCUUCCUGGUGGGUGCUCAUUUUUAGCAAGCAACACAGGUACAAAUUAACUGCAUACAACAUGCAAUUUGUGAGAUGGAUUUUUGUAUAACUCAACGUGUGCAAAUGUCAUUUUACGUUAUCUUCUUGUAUUGAACUGGAGUUGCGAAUUUUCGUGGGGUCUGAAAUCUACCUGUCAGUUGUUCGAUGAACA
Messenger RNA from Tripterygium wilfordii, 2482 nucleotides. RefSeq names its product peptidyl-prolyl cis-trans isomerase CYP63-like. The transcript has 15 exons. Gene Ontology annotation, biological process: protein folding; protein peptidyl-prolyl isomerization. Lineage: Eukaryota; Viridiplantae; Streptophyta; Magnoliopsida; Celastrales; Celastraceae. The coding region runs from base 186 to 2291 and encodes 701 amino acids. The record is from RefSeq and is a predicted model, not a curated record. Gene Ontology annotation, molecular function: peptidyl-prolyl cis-trans isomerase activity.